GCUCCUCAUUCCUCCUGUGCCCCAGCAGGAAGUACUGGGCCGGCCACUGUGUGCCAGGAGGAAGUGACAGCAGGCCCCGCUGCCUGGUCCCUGCCGACCAUGAACAAGAUGAAGAACUUUAAGCGCCGUCUCUCCCUAUCCGUGCCCCGCACAGAGACCAUCGAGGAGUCCUUGACGGAGUUCACAGAGCAGUUCAACCAGCUCCACAACCGGCACAAUGAAGACCUGCAGCUCAGUCCUCUUGGCAGAGACCCCCAGCCGGAGUCCAGCACCUUCUCUCCAACAGACAGUGGAGAAUACCCUGCGCAGUCAUCCCCCGGCAUGCAGUACCGGCGGCAGACGCAGCGCCGCUUCUCCAUGGAGGACAUCAGUAAGAGGCUCUCUCUGCCCAUGGACAUUCGUCUACCCCAGGAACUCCUGCAGAAGCUACAGCUGGAGAGUCCAGACCUGCCCAAACCGCUCAGCCGCAUGUCCCGCCGAGCAUCCCUGUCAGACAUCGGCUUCGGGAAACUGGAAACAUACGUGAAACUGGACAAACUGGGAGAGGGUACCUAUGCCACCGUCUUCAAGGGGCGCAGCAAGCUGACAGAGAACCUCGUGGCCCUGAAGGAGAUCCGGCUGGAGCAUGAGGAGGGCGCACCUUGCACGGCCAUCCGAGAGGUGUCUCUUUUGAAGAACCUCAAACACGCCAAUAUUGUGACCCUGCAUGACCUCGUCCACACGGAGCGGUCUCUCACCCUGGUGUUCGAGUACCUGGACAGUGACCUGAAGCAGUAUCUGGACCACUGUGGAAACCUCAUGAGCAUGCAUAACGUCAAGAUUUUCAUGUUCCAGCUGCUCCGGGGCCUUGCCUACUGUCACCGCCGCAAGAUCCUGCACCGGGACCUGAAACCGCAGAACCUGCUCAUCAGUGAGCGGGGCGAGCUGAAGCUGGCUGACUUUGGACUGGCCCGGGCCAAGUCAGUGCCCACAAAGACCUACUCCAAUGAGGUGGUGACCCUGUGGUACCGGCCCCCUGAUGUGCUGUUGGGGUCCACAGAGUACUCCACCCCCAUCGACAUGUGGGGCGUGGGCUGCAUCCACUACGAGAUGGCCACGGGGAGGCCCCUCUUCCCCGGCUCCACGGUCAAGGAGGAACUGCACCUCAUCUUCCGACUCCUCGGGACCCCUACGGAAGAGACGUGGCCUGGCGUGCUGGCCCUGUCGGAGUUCAGAGCCUACAACUUCCCGCGGUACCUCCCCCAGCCGCUCAUCAGCCACGCUCCCAGGUUGGACACUGAAGGCAUCCACCUCCUGACCGGCCUCCUCCUGUAUGAAUCCAAGAGCCGCAUGUCAGCAGAGGCUGCCCUGAGCCACCCCUACUUCCGGUCUCUGGGGGAGCGUGUGCACCAGCUUGAAGAUACUGCCUCCAUCUUCUCCCUGAAGGAGAUCCAGCUCCAGAAGGACCCGGGCUACCGGGGCCUGGCCUUUCAGCAGCCAGGACGAGGGAAGAACCGGCGACAGAGCAUCUUCUGAGCCGUAUCCACCUGCUGCUGCCCGGAGAGACGAGAGGUCACAGUGAGCACAACCACGAGCAGGAUGGGGCCUGUGUGGCCCCAGCAGGACUGAGGAGCAAGGCUAAUGGCUGGCCCAGAACACCUCUUGGCAGCCCUGCUGGCCACGGCUGUUUCCUCUUCCUGCUUCCCACAUGCCUCCCCUGUAGCCUUCACCUGCACACCAAGCCCUCUGUCACCGGCCCUGGAGCCGGGCCGGAGCUGCUUUCCCAGGAGGAGAUGAGGGGGCGGGGAGGGACUUCAGACCCUUUCUCACCCCAGAGUGCUCGGGCACCGGCGUGGGACCCACACGGACAGGAGAAUCCAGGUGCCAGGCUGAGCACUGUGCCCGGGACCCGGGCGCCCCCGUGCCUCCCCACCCACACGUCACUCACCUUCUUACUCUCGGAGAGCAGGAAUCGACAUGGCACCUUGUCUAGGACCCUGCAGUGCUGGGUGCCAGCGUGUGUGCCAAAGCCCCUCCCCCCACGUGAAGGGAGGGUGUCCCUGGGCCAUAAGAGAGAAUAGUCGCCCAGCCCUUUUCUGCACGCCCUCACCGAGUUCCUAUCCCCUCUCCUUGUCAGAGGCCCCAUAUGCUGCCGGGUCCCCAACUGAGUCCAGAGGUGGCCUGGUACCACCAGCUGCGCUCUGUCACCUCAGCUGGCUCCCACCCCUCUUCCUAGUCUGAAGGGAUUGCCUUAAAUCAGCAGGUGGUAGAGCACUCACUGCCCUUGGAACUCUGACCCAAGCUCCUGCCUGUCCUCCCUUUCCCGAGAGCGAUUCCUGCUCAUUGUGCCCGGGCGCUGAUAAGCUGGCCCUGGGCCACGGUCCUGGGGGCCACACGAAGAUAUGCAGGGUCACCCUGACACUGGUGCCAGGCGGGCCUCGGCUCCUUGGGGCUAGCACAACCUCCCCUCCUCGCCUCCCGUUCCCUCCUUCCCACCCCCGUGGCCCUGUCCAUGCUCCACCCAGUCCUUCCCCCACCUUCCCCCCCCCCAAGGGUAGGUCUGAGGUGGAGGAAGGUGGGAUAGGAUGCACAGGCUCUGAUCCUGAGAGCCCUGCCCUAGGGGGCUGGGAGUAUGAGGGGCCGCAGCCCCAAAGCAGGCACCGCUCACCACCCCUUCGGAGCACGCCUGCUGUAUCCCCAAGGUCACCUCGACGCUUGGCCGAAUCUUGAAUGGCAAGGCCAAGAGGAGGCCAGGCCCGGCCAUUCUACACGAGCCCCCUGCCCAGCUCGACCCCUCAGCCUGAGGGGCAGCCCUGGAGGGUCUUGGCCUCCCCACAGGUCCUUCCCUUCCCCCCCCACUGUACUGUGAAUGUCCUGUGACUCAGCACAAAGACAGAUAAUAUAUUUAAUUCAUGUUGUACAGAAAGGAGCGAGCGGUCUGUACAGAAAAGCUGAUUUUGACAGAUUGAUGCCAAAGAUGGAGGACUGGAGGCCUUUCCCCAGGCCUCGGGUGCGGCGGGGGGGUGCUUGUGCACGUGUAUGUAUAUAAAGCGGACAGAGAGUC
Molecule: messenger RNA, 3043 nt
Organism: Hyaena hyaena (striped hyena)
Lineage: Eukaryota; Metazoa; Chordata; Mammalia; Carnivora; Hyaenidae
Gene: CDK18
Product: cyclin dependent kinase 18
Exons: 16
Coding region: 100-1515 (471 amino acids)
Biological process (GO): protein phosphorylation
Cellular component (GO): cytoplasm; nucleus
Molecular function (GO): protein kinase activity; ATP binding
Source: RefSeq, a predicted model, not a curated record